AACGUCAUGGGAGCCAUUCCUGAUGUUCACAAGCGAGACAAAGAUGCAAUUUACAGUCACCCACUCUUUCCUCUAUUGGCAUUGAUCUUUGAGAAAUGCGAACUAGCCACCUGCACUCCACGUGAACCAGGCUCCACCGGCGGCGACGUUUGCUCGUCCGAGUCUUUCAACGACGACGUGGCUGCAUUUGCCAAGGCCGCUCGUGACGAGAAACACUACUACGUUCCCAAUCCCGAGCUCGACAGUCUGAUGGUGCAAGCAAUUCAAGUUCUCAGGUUUCACCUCUUAGAGCUCGAAAAAGUUCACGAACUGUGCGACAACUUUUGUCAACGCUACAUCAGCUGUCUGAAGGGCAAAAUGCCCAUCGACCUCGUGAUCGAUGAUCGCGACACUAAACCCGACCUCGGCGACAACAACAACAGCUCCAGCAACGGAAGUGGUGGUCCCGGCGCCGGCAUGGGCGGUGCCAGCAAUGGAGGUCGUGGCGGAAGUGCCGACCCAGGCCACCACUCGGACAGCGCCUCUACACCCGACCAUCAG
Rhagoletis zephyria (snowberry fruit fly) is the source of this 540-nucleotide messenger RNA. The record is from RefSeq and is a predicted model, not a curated record. Lineage: Eukaryota; Metazoa; Arthropoda; Insecta; Diptera; Tephritidae.